AUGGUGAGGCAGUUUGUAUGGCAGCGGGCCACCGCCUCGCAGAGGUUGGCUCCGAAAUGCCUCUCCCCGCAACGACUAUUUGCUCGCCGUGGUCUGGCCACCGAGGCCUCCCCGGUGUCCUCCCGUCUUCCUCCCUACCAUAAGAUCGUCCAGAACCUUGAAAAUGUCCGCCGAGUCCUGGGCCAGUCCCGGAACCUGACCCUCGCGGAGAAGAUCCUCUACGCCCACCUGGACAACCCGGAGGAGUCCCUCCUGACCGGCACCGAUAAUGGCCGGGACAUUCGCGGCAAGGCCAACCUGAAGCUGAAGCCGGAUCGCGUGGCAAUGCAGGAUGCUUCGGCCCAGAUGGCCUUGUUGCAGUUCAUGUCCUGCGGCCUGCCCUCCACGGCCGUGCCCGCCAGUAUUCACUGUGACCACAUGAUUGUGGGUGAGCGCGGUGCCGACACCGAUCUGCCCGCAUCGAUCAAGGGCAACAGCGAGGUGUUUGACUUCUUGGAGAGUGCUGCCAAGCGCUAUGGCAUUGAGUUCUGGCCCCCCGGUGCCGGUAUCAUCCACCAGAGCGUGCUGGAGAACUACGCUGCUCCGGGUCUGAUGAUGUUGGGAACCGACAGUCACACCCCCAAUGCGGGUGGUCUUGGUGCCAUCGCCAUCGGUGUCGGUGGUGCCGAUGCCGUCGAUGCCUUGGUUGACGCCCCCUGGGAGCUCAAGGCGCCUCGCAUUCUAGGUGUGCGUCUGGAGGGCAAGCUCAACGGUUGGGCUGCUCCCAAGGAUAUCAUUCUUCACCUGGCUGGCAAGCUCACCGUUCGCGGUGGAACCGGGUUCAUCAUCGAGUAUCAUGGACCGGGUCUGGAGACCCUGAGUUGCACUGGUAUGGCCACCAUUUGCAACAUGGGUGCCGAGGUUGGCGCAACGACUUCCGUGUUCCCCUUCUCCCCCAGCAUGGUUCCCUACCUCCAAGCGACUCACCGGGCUGAAGUCGCCCGCGCCGCUUCGGAGAUCGCCGCUUCCGGCCCCAAGAACCUCCUCCGGGCUGACGGAGGUGCCGAGUACGACCAGCUGAUCACCAUUGACCUGUCGACGCUGGAGCCGCACAUCAACGGCCCCUUCACCCCCGACCUCUCGGUUCCUCUGUCCUCUUUCGCUGACACCGUCCGCGAGAAGGGCUGGCCGGAAACCCUCGGCGCGGGCUUGAUUGGUAGCUGCACGAACAGUUCCUACGAGGACAUGACCCGUGCGGAGAACCUCGUCAAGCAGGCCUCGGCCGCCGGACUUGAGCCCAAGUCCGACUUCUUCAUCACUCCUGGCAGUGAGCAGAUCCGGGCCACCCUGGACCGUGAUCAGACUCUGUCGACCUUCUCCCAGGCGGGCGGCACUGUGCUGGCCAACGCGUGCGGUCCCUGCAUUGGCCAGUGGAAGCGCACCGAUGGCGUCCCCAAGGGCGAGGACAACGCUAUCCUUACAUCCUACAACCGCAACUUCCCCGGUCGUAACGACGGCAACCGCAGAACCAUGAACUUCCUGGCCUCUCCGGAGCUGGUCACCGCGAUGGUCUACUCGGGCAGCACCACCUUCAACCCCAUGACCGACAGCCUGAAGACUCCCAGCGGCGAGGAGUUCCGGUUCCAGCCGCCUACGGGGUUCGCUCUCCCCAGUGAUGGCUUUGCGGAUGGCAACCCAUCCUUCCAGCCCACCGCCGCUGUGCCCGAUGCGUCUUGUGACGUGAUUGUCUCCCCCACCUCGGAUCGUCUGGCCCUGCUGGAGCCGUUUGCACCCUUCCCCAAGGGCGAGCUUUCCGGCCUCAAGGUGCUGUACAAGGUCCGUGGCCAGUGCACGACCGAUACGAUCUCGGCGGCUGGUCCGUGGUUGAAGUACAAGGGUCACCUGCCCAACAUCUCCGCCAACACCCUGAUCGGUGCGGUCAAUGCGGCCACGGGCGAGACUAACGUGGCCUAUGACGAGGCCGGUAAGCAGUACUCCAUUCCGGAGUUGGCGGCCCAGUGGAAGGCCGACGGAAAGGAGUGGCUGGUGGUGGCCGAGGAGAACUACGGCGAGGGUAGCGCGCGUGAGCACGCUGCCCUGCAGCCCCGGUACCUGGGUGGCCGGAUCAUCGUGGCCAAGAGCUUCGCUCGUAUCCACGAGACGAACCUGAAGAAGCAGGGUGUGGUGCCCUUGACAUUCGCGAACCCGGCGGACUAUGACCGGAUCGACGCGUGCGAUCAGGUCGCCACGGAGGGUCUGUAUGAGGUGCUGCAGGCCGGCGGACAGGGCUCGAUCCAGCUGCAGGUGACCAAGCGCAGCGGUGAGACCUUUGUCAUUCCGGUGAAGCACACCCUCAGUCCGGACCAGUGUGCCUUUGUGCUGGCCGGUAGUGCGUUGAACUUGCUGGCCCAGCGGGCGAACAAGAAAAGUGCGUGA
Molecule: messenger RNA, 2415 nt
Organism: Aspergillus ibericus CBS 121593
Lineage: Eukaryota; Fungi; Ascomycota; Eurotiomycetes; Eurotiales; Aspergillaceae
Product: aconitate hydratase ACO2
Exons: 2
Coding region: 1-2415 (804 amino acids)
Biological process (GO): tricarboxylic acid cycle
Cellular component (GO): cytosol; mitochondrion
Molecular function (GO): 4 iron, 4 sulfur cluster binding; aconitate hydratase activity
Source: RefSeq, a predicted model, not a curated record